This is a messenger RNA of Coregonus clupeaformis (lake whitefish), 3836 nucleotides long. RefSeq names its product transcription factor SOX-4. The record is from RefSeq and is a predicted model, not a curated record. Gene Ontology annotation, biological process: anatomical structure morphogenesis; cell differentiation; positive regulation of transcription by RNA polymerase II. The transcript has a single exon. Gene Ontology annotation, molecular function: DNA-binding transcription activator activity, RNA polymerase II-specific; RNA polymerase II cis-regulatory region sequence-specific DNA binding. NCBI's taxonomy places the organism in Eukaryota, Metazoa, Chordata, Actinopteri, Salmoniformes, Salmonidae. The coding region runs from base 529 to 1686 and encodes 385 amino acids.
UUAGGUUUACAGUAUACUGACAGACGGAUAAGGAAAGAGGGGACUAUGAAAAAGUGCGACACUUCCAUUCUUCCACAUGGUUCUCUUACUGCUCAGGCGAGCUGCGCAGACAGCGAUAUUAUACAUCUCAUAGGAAAGUUACAGAGUUGUUUUCAACAGCGAAGUGUUCUAGGUAUCACAGGGCGAGUUUUCAGUCGCACUGGCAGUUGAACGUUUGAGUGCAGAACGUUGAAGAUUUGAACUUGUUAUUUCGUGCGUCUUUUGGAAGAUAUACGCGCACUGGAGACUAAGUACACAGUGUCAACAAAACGGACUGAUCAGACAGAGCACUGAAAAGAAAGAGAGAGGAGACUUGCAAUAACUUUUACACGUUCUGUCUGUGUGGUUACAUAAACAUAUGUUUCUUGAGUGACUGAAACAAAACUCUGAUGAUAUAACAUUGGCAACUUUUACGCACUUCACACCAUAACGACAGAAUUCUGAAUAGCAUUAGGUGUCCUGUCUAACCGAGAGAAAGAGAAAGAAACGAUGGUACAACACAUCAGCCACGCAGAGAGCACGGAUCCCUUCUCUCCCGGCGGGGACUCCACCGAUACCGGGGAUAUGGACUUGGACAUGGACGCGUCCCCGACUCCCGGGUCUCCGCUAUCCUCCACUGGAGGGGACAGAGGUAACGUUGCCUGGUGUAAAACCCCCACGGGACACAUCAAGAGACCGAUGAACGCGUUUAUGGUUUGGUCUCAGAUCGAGAGGAGAAAGAUCAUGGAGCAGAGCCCGGACAUGCACAACGCCGAGAUCUCCAAGAGGCUGGGCAAACGCUGGAAACUGCUCAAAGACAUGGACAAGAUCCCCUUCAUCCGGGAAGCAGAGCGGCUGAGGCUCAAGCACAUGGCCGACUACCCCGACUACAAGUACCGGCCACGGAAGAAGGUUAAGACGCCCAGUACCAAGACAGAGCGGGGAGAGAGAGGACAGAAAGGCGUGGAUAGGAGCGGGGGUUCUAAGUCCUCCUUGAAAAGAAGCUCUGGGUCUAUGGGGGCCAGCAGAGCGCACAAGCCGGGACAGGGGAGCGCCAAGCUGGCUACCCAGGGGCCGGAGUGUGGGUCUCCCGCGGAUCACCACACGCUCUACAAAUCCAGGUCAGUGACUGGCGCCCGACAGAUACCAGACAAGCAAACGAGGCGCGACCACAUGUUUGGCGGGGGAGGGAGCUUGGACAGUGGGCCACCCUCUGUGGGAGUCCCGGGCAGUCCCGCCCUGAGCAGCUCGGCUGAGUCCAGUGACCCAAUGAGCCUGUACGAUGACCAGGUGACGGGGACGAGCAAAGUGCGCUCCACUAACCCUUCAUCAUCGUCGUCGUCAAAGGCCCGCCUCAGGUACACACGUGCGUCCUCUCCAACCCCGUCCACCUCUCACUCCUCUUCCUCCUCCCUCUCUUCUUCCUCAGAUGAGGAGCCGGAGGAUGAGCGGUUCGAGCUACAGCCGAGCCCCGGGUUUGAGAGCAUGUCUCUGGGCAGCAUGGGGCAGUGUGUGUCGGAGCUGGACAGGGAUCUGGACUGGAGCUUCGGGGAGUGCGGUGCGGGAUCUCACUUCGACUUCCCUGACUACUGCACCCCCGAGGUCAGCGAGAUGAUCUCGGGAGACUGGCUGGAGUCCACCAUCUCCAACCUGGUCUUCACCUGCUGAGCAGCAGAGAGGAGGAGUAAAAAAGAAAACUCACAGAGAAAACAAGGGAAAGAUAACCCCUUCCCAGCGCAAAACUAAACCCCCGCGAGUGCGAAAUAAUCUUUAGACAUUCUUUCAGAUUAUUGGGGAUUGAAAUGUGCACUGAAAUGUCCCCUUGCGUUUCGGAAAGAACAGCCUAAUUUGAACUACAUGUGUUUAGGUUAUUCAGGCAUGGUGUGUGUAUAAAAACAUCAUAUGUUCCAUCUUGUGCGUAUUGACAUGGAUCAAAGACACUAAUUGGGACAGUCAUGGGCGCAUUGCUGCCUAGUAUACAGAGCAGAGGGAAAUAAAGUGCUUAGAUUGCAUUUGGAGACAGCAGAGAGAAAGACUUUCUUAAGCCCGCCUCUGUUAGCAGUGACACACAGACGGACCUACUGAACUGAAGCAUUCAACCGGGCCGCGGAAGGACGUUUGCGGGCUGAUGGUGAUUAUGACUGUGUGCAUAAAGGGCCUUUUGGAGAGCUUGACGUUGCCAGGGUUUCGAACGUUUUAUAAGUGACCCACUCCGGUUAUUUACCCGACUGUGUGGAUGGGGUUUAUGGAGUUAAUAUUCAGGUUUGUUUUUCUGAAGCUUAGAAUAAUAAUGAUAACAGCUGGCUCCCUGUGGAGAAUUGUUCAAUUUAGUGAUGAAUCUGAAAUAAUCAUGUUUAUUACAAUGUGAUUACGGCGCUGAGUUUAUGUGUGUGUGUAACCACAGAACACAGUUCCCAAUCGCCAGCUUUCCUUUCAACGGCAGGACUUUUAAUUAACAACUCAAAACUCAGAAUCUUUUGUCUGAAAACUUUUACACUCUCGAUGCACAUUUCAGGACCAAUUACCUUACUGCACAACUCCUAGUGCUUCUGACUUUGUAGUUAUUCUAUAUCAGAGUACGUUUUUUAUAUCGAUGUAUUUAUACCAGCCGAACAUGUUUUUUUAAUACUUUGAAGUAUUGUUAUGGUAUAAUAGGUCUUGCUUGUUUGUAAACCAUGCACCUGUCUGCAUCCGUGUGCAGGAGGGCUAGAAGUGUAUCUUAUUUGAAUGUUGAUAUCUCUCACUUUUUAAAGGAGAACUCAGUGUGUCAUUUUCUAUGCGUGUAUUUUUGUACAAGAUCUAUGGAGGGGAUGCCAGUGGGUUUUUGGUUGUAUUCCCUAUCUUCAAAGCCAGGGGAUCCAUUGUCACACAAUCUGCUCCCUGUUAAUGCUUGAUAGUGUCACGCCACAUGCUUCUUAAAGGCACAGUGUCUAUAUUUCACCAGCCGAGUAAACAAACUGACACGCUACUAUACUGGAGUGUCAUCUGCACCCAGUGACUGUGUUUCACCAGUGGAUUCGCAUAACCUGGACCCAAUCUCUUUGUGCCAUCGUGUUAAGACCUUGCAAAGGAGUGGCAUGAUGGCACACACAGACUGGUACCCAGGCUAUAUCAGAAUUGUUAAAGAGAAAGAGAGAUGCUGUUGGAUUGAGAGAAAAACGUCUGAAUGAUUUUUAUGGUGAUAAAGUUUGAUUUGAAACCACUGGAUGGAAUGUGACACUCACUCAUUCUAAAUGCCUAUUUGAGUCAAAGGGAGGUGGAGGGAGUGCUUCGAUUGUCUAUCAUUGUGCAAUUGCAUAAUACGAGUAUUUAAUCGUUUUUUCUACCUGUUGGCUUACUUACUAGCAAAUUGUUUUCCUUAUAUUAUGGCAUGGCAAAUUAGCGUUUUUUCUAUUUCAGAUUCAGGUAUAUGUAUAGCUGUUGUGUUUAAGAUUUUAAAAAAAUAAUAAUAUGAAUUGAAGAUAUUUAUGUUUAUUGACUGUAUUAUAAGGCGGAUAAGAUUGUGUUUAUGUGUAAUGAUCAACGACAGGCACUAAAAUUGCCAUCUUUCGACAUUCUGAUGUUGAAGAUGAUUGGUCCAGGAUUUUCCAUCUUUAUACCAUAUAUUUCUUUCUUUUUUUUCAUUUGUGCAAUAUGCUUUGUGUAUGAUCAUGUUUCCUCCAAUCAUACCAUAACUCAUUUGAAUAUAGAACUCAACGCCAGCCAAUUGGGUCAAUGACUGCCACAGACCUCUGUACAGAAAACGUUUAUUUGUUUGUUUUGUUUGUUUGUUUUGUUUUGUUUUUUUCAAGAAGGAAAUAAAAUCAGCUGGAACUGAA